UUUGUCGUCUGCGAGGUGGCCGGACUAUUCAUUCGAAUCCUUCAAUGGCCUCCAGACAAGAGCUAUAAUGCCCCCGGAGUAUGAACUCAACGGGCCACAUCGCUUCUUCGCUAAGCAUAGCCCCUGCCCGCGGCACUCGUAUGGCUUUCUCAGAAUUCGUCCACGCCCUUAAAGAAUACCAGCUAAUCUCUGUGCUUCAGGGGGCAACCUCCUGUUGCCUUGUUCUACCGAACCGGUCUCGUCUGCUUCCGGCGACCUACCAAGAACGCACCUUCGCCGAGUGGGGCAAACGGUUUGGUGCAUUGCCAGAUUGUACACGAAGACAUAGUACUCAUUCGACUGAUCAGGGACGUGUGUAUGCGCAAUUCUUCAAUACACCUGUGAUAUUCUCGGCGUGCGGAGACCGCGCUGCGCUGCUCACAAGCGAGGCGCGAAGUACUCAGGACGACCGCAGUUUACUCGGGUGGACCAACGUCCUCCUGAUGUCGUACACGGAGCAAUGGAUGCGCCACCGCCGAUGGAUGCAGUCACGUCAGGAGAUACAGAAGCUACUUCACGACCUCAUCCGCGAUCCUGGGGACGUGUUGGCCCAUGUCAAGAGGUACACUGCAGCGCUGAUGCUCGGUAUCGGGUACGGCUACUCUCCGACGUCUGAACAGGCGAUCCGCCUCCUCGGCGGAGGCGGGCCGGGCUCGCUCUCGUUGACUUCUUUCCUGCUCGUAUUGCGGCAUCUACCUGCGUGGAUGCCAGGUAUGGAGUUUAAGCGUAGGGGCAUACAUAUGGAACGCAUCCCGCUAGAGCGCGUGAAGCGCAACAUGACUGCGGGAACGGCUACGCCGUGCGUCGCGACAACACUGCUAGAGGAAGUAAUCAAGGGCGGAAUGCUCAGUGAAGCCGACGAGAAAGAAAUAUCCAUGACGUCAGCGAUACUCGCUGGGUUCCUUCUCGCGAUGAUCCUGCAUCCGAACGUGGUCGGAGAAGAGCGCCUCCCAGAGCCUAGAGAUCGAACGGCGCUGCCAUAUCUCGAGGCGGUCCUGACGGAAGUGUAUCGGCACACCCCACUGCUCACUGAAUCAGACGAGUAUGCUGGAUAUGAUAUGCCCAAAGGGUCUGUCGUGAUUGGAAACGUAUGGGCUAUGUCGCGUGAUGAAGAUUCUACCCGGAUCCCGACAGAUUCGACCCGACAGAUUCUGAAUGUCAGCGCGGAAACAGCAGAGACGAGGGACCCACGCAACUUCGUGUUCGGAUUCGGCAGACGCAUGUGUCCCGGACGAGUGCUCGCAGACUCGAGCAUCUUCCAUGCGGCAUCCAAUCUCGCCGCCGUCUUCAAUAUUCGACAGGCGUCGGGACCAGACGGGAAACCGAUUCCAGUGGCGGUCGCGUUCACGUCUGGCGCAGUGAGAGGACGAUCUCAUAUUAGGGGCAGGAAUCUCAGGCAAAGAACAGUCGUGAGCGAGUACAAGAGCGAUAGUCCCUAA
This is a messenger RNA of Fomitopsis serialis, 1478 nucleotides long. Its product is annotated as cytochrome P450. Gene Ontology annotation, molecular function: iron ion binding; heme binding; oxidoreductase activity, acting on paired donors, with incorporation or reduction of molecular oxygen. Lineage: Eukaryota; Fungi; Basidiomycota; Agaricomycetes; Polyporales; Fomitopsidaceae. The record is from RefSeq and is a predicted model, not a curated record. The transcript is spliced from 16 exons. The coding region runs from base 81 to 1478 and encodes 465 amino acids.